AUGCUUCUUUCGCUAGACGCGGUGAAACAGUUCACACCGCAAAUCGAUGCUCGUAGUCCUAUAAAGCCUGGCCAGUCUGGCCGUCAACGAUUCCUCACCACCUCUUCUUUCGUGGACACCCAGCUCUUUCAUCUUUUCUUCGCAGCGGCCAGGCGCCCCUUUCUUUUUUCACACUUUCAACUACUUUUUUUUCAACAAGUUCUUCUUUUUCUUUAUCUUUCAACACCCAACAAUCAACAUUCCUCGCCGUUGCCCCCGCCAUCUUGGCUGCCCCUCUCCCGAGCACCACCUACGCACACUCAAGCUGUUGCUACUGCAUCGCAUACCUCGGCUGCUCCUCACGAGACCACGACUGCGGUGCACCACCAUCACCAACACGCUCACCAGCACCACGACCACCCUCACAAGCACCACGUCCCUGCUAGUGCAGAGGCUCGCAAGGAAGAGGAGCACAAGCUCAAGGAGAAGGAGCACAAGCUCGAAGCCAAGGACAAAGAGCUCGAGAAAGAGGUGCACGAUCUCAAGGAACACAUCAAGAAGGAUGAGAAGGCUGAGCACCAACACCAUGCUGCGACGACGCCUGCCCCAACUGCGUCGUCGACUUCUGCCAAGCUCAGUCGCCGUAGUGAGACCGCAGCAGAGCUUCAGAAGGAGAAGCAGCGCCUCAAGGCGCUCGAGGAGAAGAAGGACAAGGUUGAGGCACAGGAAAAGGAGCUCAAGGCUGAAGAAAAGGCCGAUGAAAACGCUGACAAGGCUCCUACCCACCACAACAAGCAGCACCACAACAAGCACCACAAGCAUGCCUCCUCGACGCACACCUCUACGCACACCUCCUCUACGCACACCUCCACUGCGACCCCGCAUCCUACUGCUACCGAAGCAGCAAAGGUCCAGCGCCGUGCCGAGUCGUCCUCGUCCGCUGCCGCCGCUACGUCCACGAGUGGAACGCACCACGCUCACCACGAGUACAAGCAAGCUCUCCAGCGCCUCAUUGAGCUCGCCAAGAUUAUCGAAACGGGUGCUCGCAAGCUCGAGGCCGAUCCCUCUGGCAAGCACGCCCUCAAGGCCAUCGACAGCCUCGAGAAGAAGUUUGAAAAGAUUCACGCAAAGCACGCUAAGCACCACUCUUCGUCUGCGAGCGCUCCUGCUGCCACGUCCACCAAGGUUUAG
Messenger RNA from Serendipita indica DSM 11827, 1170 nucleotides. NCBI's taxonomy places the organism in Eukaryota, Fungi, Basidiomycota, Agaricomycetes, Sebacinales, Serendipitaceae. The record is from the annotation of a GenBank genome assembly.